AUCAGUCACACCAAAGUGUCACACAGUCAGCCGGGUAGCCGCCAAAUUACUGUUUGUUGUUUGUAAACUUUGUUCAAGUUACAGCAAGUUUAUUUUGACCUUAUCUUAUAAGAAUUCUCAGCUUUACUUCUGUGAUAGUGUAAUACCAUUGACCUUCGAAAUCGUAGUUUUAUAUUUAAUUUUAAUUUAAUAAACAUAAAAUGCCUAGAGUAAAAAUUGAUUAUAUCGUCAGUUUUAGCAGUGAAGAUCCUGAGCACCCGGCUAGCAACCUGUUGAACUUGGAAGUCAGCAAGAAGAAGUGGCUGUGUGCCAAGGGUGAGACGACAUGUUCUGUAGUGCUGCAGCUGCCAAGAGCUGUCAAGAUAUCCAGUUUAAACAUAGGAGCCUACCAUGCAGCCUUAGUGGAAGUAUUAGUAGGAAGAUCAGAAUCAACAAAUGAACAAUAUCAGGUGCUGGUGCCGAGCUGCGUGUUUCUGUCGCGCGAGGAGUCGCGGCGCGGCGCCGAGCCGGCGCGCGUGCGCUCGUUCUCCGGCGAGCAGCUCGCGCAGCCCGCGCGGGACAUGCGCUGGGACCGCCUGCGAGUCAUAUGUUCCCAACCACACAACAAACACUGCCAGUUUGGCCUGUCUUUCGUGCAUAUUGACGAGGCUGAGAGCAGCGCACCCACGGGCGUACCUCAGCGACUACUGGCACUAGACACCUUUUCUUCAGAUGAGGAUGAUUUCAAGCCAGGAGAACUAUUUGCUAAACACCUUCAGAAGACAAAUACUGAGGAUGUGCCUCCUCCCAGUAAUACUGGUGCUCAAAUAAGGCAAGCGACAUCACAAGCUCUAAAAAAUAUAUCUGACUCUUCGACAAAACUUAUGAAGAAUCCAAUUAACAGACCGAGCGGUAGCUCCAAUGACAACAAAGCUAGUACAUCGCGGCGACCGGACGUACAAGUCCGACAGCCUGGGCCCCGCCAGGACGAAGGGGCCCCGCCCCGCCACGCGGCUCAGACAAGUGCGCCCGCAGAGACGAGUAGGUCAGCGAAGAAACCAAACAGAGACAGCGAGAAGUCAUCAGCAGACCAGAACAGAGAUAUAAAAACAAAGAAACGCGUGCGCUCCGAGAGCCAGGAGCGACCAGCCGUGCCGACAGAAUGUUUGCUGAGUGGCGCCACAUUGGUGCUGAGCGGGUACGUCAACCCACACCGCGCCGCCGUGCGACAGGACGCGCUGGCACUGGGGGCCCGCGUACUGCCCGACUGGGGGCCCACCUGCACGCAUCUCAUCUGUGCGUUCCCCAACACGCCGAAGCUGCGCGCGGUGCGGGCGGGCCCCGGCGGGCGCGCGGUGCCGGCGGCGCGCGCGGAGUGGCUGGCCGCGUGCCGCGCGCGCCGCCGACUGCUGCCCUGGCAGUGGUUCGCCACGGAGCCCGAGCGACGCAUCGCACCGGACGAAGAGCCCCCACACGACGUCGACUCCGAGCGCGACACGGACGAUGAAAUCGAAGAAGUACUACGAGAUCAAAAGAAACGGCGAACGGAGGCGAGCCCGGUGGAGCUCCGAGACGACAGCGACAGCGACGGGCAGUCCACGGACGAGCCCGGCCCCGCGGCCUCGCCCCCGCCGCCCGGCGCCGGCGCGCUGCCCGCCUUCCUGGACGGCUGCACGUUCUCGCUGCGCGCCGCCAGCGCCGCCGCCGCGCCCCGCCUGGCGCGGUACGUGCGCGCGUACGGCGGCGAACUGCUCGACGACGGCGACGCGACUGACGGCGCGACUGAUGGCGCGACUGACGGCGCGACUGACGGCGCGCACUACGUGCUGGACGCGCGCGGCGCGGCGUGGCUGGCGCGCUGUCACGCCGCGCAGACACGGCUGCCCUACCCCUGACUUCAUUAUUUCAGAUUAUAUAAUCUUUAUAAAGA
This is a messenger RNA of Spodoptera frugiperda (fall armyworm), 1909 nucleotides long. RefSeq names its product DNA repair protein XRCC1 (gene XRCC1). The record is from RefSeq and is a predicted model, not a curated record. Gene Ontology annotation, cellular component: nucleus. Gene Ontology annotation, biological process: base-excision repair; single strand break repair. NCBI's taxonomy places the organism in Eukaryota, Metazoa, Arthropoda, Insecta, Lepidoptera, Noctuidae. The transcript has 9 exons. Gene Ontology annotation, molecular function: damaged DNA binding. Bases 201 to 1874 code for a protein of 557 amino acids.